This is a messenger RNA of Pimephales promelas (fathead minnow), 5351 nucleotides long. It is a transcript of the gene nhsl3, whose product is annotated as NHS like 3. The record is from RefSeq and is a predicted model, not a curated record. Lineage: Eukaryota; Metazoa; Chordata; Actinopteri; Cypriniformes; Leuciscidae. Gene Ontology annotation, biological process: cell differentiation.
UGUGAAAUAGUUGGGUGGAAUACACGUGUGAACUGCAGUUCCUCUCCGCACUGCGCUGAAUGGUGACCAGCGACUCAAACAGAUAGGAGGGGGAGGACUGGCCAGCAUGGAGCUCCACUCACCCAAAAAGAGCUGAAUAAACAGUACAAAACAGCUCUGCAGCAAAGACAAGACACACACAGAGAAACACGGACAAAAGGACGCAAGAAAGGAAAGCAAGGCAGGUGUUUUGAGAGGAAUACGAGAGCAGUUGGGUCAGAGAUCGGUGGUCAUUGGUCUAAGGAUGUCCAGGAGCAACUCUACAGGGGAUCUGGUGCCCAAGGACAUUACUGAGAUCCUGGCCCUACAGGCCAGUAAGAAGAAACGGGGUUCAUCCUUGGGCCGGGCUUUUAGCUGGUUCAAGGGCAGCAGACGCAAGAGGAGUCUCAGCAAUGGGCAAACUAGGUCAGGAGGUCCAUGUGUGCGGUCUAGAGAGAGCGUUGCAGCCAAACAGAUUCAAGCCAGUAGUGAAACCUCUAAAGGCCAAAAACAGGAUGAGCAAAGAAAGCUGACUGUACACUACACAACCUCCCAGCACUACCAGGAGAAUGUGUUCAUAGAAGGGAGCAGGCCACAGUACCUGAAAGACCUGCAUACAGAAGCCCAGGAGGGACUGAAGAUACUACAACAGGAGGAGCACACAAAUGGGGUGGAGUUUCAGGAUGAUCAGACUGAGCUAGAGGAAGACACAAGCUCAAAAGAAAGAGAUGAAUCACUUGAGACUGAUAGCACUGCUGGGCACUCUGUCAAUUCAGUGUCGACUGUCUCAGCAGUCUCCUCGCAUCCAGUGCUUACACGUCAAGGUUCCACAUUUAAGCCAUUGAACCCAGUUAAAAGACUGGACAAGACCAAGAGGAGAAGUAGAAGAACAACAAUCAUGGGCAUACCACAGCAAGUUCAAAGAGAAUUGGAUAUGGCAAGAGGAACCAUACUGCAGCAGCUUCCAAACAGAGAACGUGAUGAAGAUGAUUCAUCUGGCUCAGUUGUCAUCCCGACAACUGAUGGAGGGCUCCCUUUAGUAAAUCACGAAGGGGCUCGUGUACACCUGCAGAACAUUGAGGUUCUUCAGACAUCAAGAGAUGAGGAGUUCCUAAUAAACCACAUUCAUUCUGUCUAUCAAGAUGAGUUAAACCGAAAGCUUGGUCUAGGAGCAUGCCCUACACAGAGGCCUAAAUCUCUUGCUGUGCCAAGAAUGACCACUUCCUAUUUCCUGCAUGAGCCUCAAGGUCCCGUUAUGUCCAUUUCUCCACAGGCAACAUAUUUAUCCAAGAUUAUUCCAAAUGCAGUUCUGCCUGUUGCAAUAGACAUCAUUGAAAUUAAUCAUGAUCACAGCCGGCGCAGUGCAAGUACAGUCAGCAAGAAUAGUUUAGCAUCAGCUAGCCCAGCUUCUUCACGGUCUGGAAGUGGGACAAAUCAAGGUCCUCUUACCGCUAGUUCCAACAAGAGUCAUUCGCAAUCAUCCGAGACCGUUGUCUCCAAUUCCUCGACAAUCUCUUCAAAAGGAAGGUGUCUACCAACCUUUGUUGCCGACAGCACCAAAGAUGUUUCAGAUUUAAUCCCAAAGGACAGUCUUACAAGCUCAAGAAGUUGGACAAAUUCUGAUAGUAAAGAUACAAAUCACAGACUGGACCACAGGGAGAUGGAUGAUGCAGGGGACAAUGUUAGAAACAGCAGUUCGUUCUCUCGUAGUCUCUCAGUAAUGAAAACAAAACUACCACCAGCACCGCCUCAGAGAACCUAUUCCCUGCAUCAUGAAAAACUUAAGCGGAGAUCUAGGGAGCGUGUAGACAUAAAAGAUCUCAAAGAUAUUGCACCAAAUGAUGAGCAAAUCGGUAGAGACCUCAGCAAUGCAAAAGAAGACCACCAGUCCACCGAUAACGAGAAGAGUUCUGUCCAUUCGUCCGUGCUCAGCUCAUUAAAAGAUUUCCAGACGUCUGUGGAAUCUAGCCCACUUAGUCCUGAUCAAGCUUUUACUGGAAGUCACGUCAGAUUAAGUAACUCAUCCCCAAAGAAAACUGGAGAAUCUGGUGAAAACAAAUUUGAUAGGACUUUAUCUCCUUCAAGUGGAUACUCAAGUCAAAGUGGGACGCCUACGCAUUCCCCUAAAGAGGUUAGUCCCUGCUCACCUGGAAAGAGAAGAGUUAAGCCUUCAAAACCAGAGAGAGCAGGUGUACAGAGCUCACCGGAGGUUUCAGUCUCUUCGUCAAUGACAUCUCUGUCUUCAGUCACAUCAGAUACGGCACAUCAGGACAUUCAAACCAACACCACUCCAUCAGAGCCAUUGAAGUGCUCCCCUCUAACUAUUAUAACAGUGAAAAGCAAGGUAACACCUACACACCCAAAUAAUUCUCUUAGGGAACUGUUCAACAUUCCCCCUCCACCCAAGGUAAAAGCCCCAUCUCCCCCACCCCCUGAAACCUGGAUUCACAAUAAAUGGACACUUGAACUAUUAUGUGGCCCAGGGCCAAGCCCCCAUAAGUUACAUCAGCUUCAAAAACAACAAAACGAGUCAUCAAUAGGUAAAAAUCAAAACACAAAUUCAAUGCAAAUUCUUGAACAAAUGACCCCAAAGACACAGACAGGAGAAGAAAGGAAGAUUGAAGAAGAAACGGAGAACAAAGAAGCUGUAAAAGAAAAAAACGAGUCCAUAUCACCACAAGUGCACGAACAAACAACGGCAGAACCUCCUGAUGUGAGGCAUAAUGGAAGCUCAACAUUACAUAUUGAACUAGAAACUCUUGCAGAGGUCAACCAAGCUAUUCAUUUACAAGGGGGGAGAACUGUAGAGGACCAAAAGGAAAGAGGAAGUCAAACACUUCUAACAGCGAAGGUGCCAACUAUCAAAGUUGAUCAAAGUAUGCUCUCACAAACAAACAGUCAAGUCAAAGCAAAUGGUGAAAUUGUGAGCACAUCUUCCCCAAGUAAUGACAAAACCAAUGCGGAGAUCCAAAGAAACGGCCAUGUAAAGGGCUUUUUGAAUCAUAAACCAAUGCAAACACUUGGUAUAGAAGUACCUAAUGUCAGUGGCAUUUCUCCACCUCCAUCUCCACCUCCAGAACACCACCCUCCUCCACCACCUACUAAACAGAUAUCAGCUUCCUCAGUGUCUAUACCACCAUCUAAAGAAGGGGAACAGAAGCAAGAAAAAGAAAAAGAGGAACAGGUGACUUUCCUGGAGUCUUCUUGGCCUCCACCACCACCACCAAUGGAAGAGUCUUCUGACUUGAUGUUUGAGGAACAAGACGAACUUGACUUCCCCCCACCGCCUCCUUCGUUCAUGCAUGAACCCCUUUCAGAGAUAUUGGUCAAUUCCCAUGAAGAAUCAUGUGAACAGCAAUCUAAUACAGAACUUGUGUCAUCUAAUGCCUCGGAUGUGGACAGCAGUCCAGACCAACACUCAGAAAUACAUACCAUUCUCCCAGAAAGAACAGUACAAAAUGGUAUGGAGAGGAGACAACAAGAUAAGCCUUGUAAUAAUGUAUCAGACUUCUCAUUGGACCAAGUUGGCAUUGGAAACACAACUGUAGCCUCUCCUAAAAUGUCCUUUUUAUUACCGGAUGAACUUGUACAAGGGGAAGAUUCAUCAGAGCAUGCAUCAUCUGAAAGCCAAGCAGAUGUGCCACUCGCACCAGUGGAAAACCAAUCUGCAGUUAACUUACGAAGGCAUCUGAGCCUUGUAAACAAAGACAACCGGAGCAAAGAACUGUUGUGUCGACACAAAAGCACACCUAUUCCAAAGGAAGAUGCAAACAUACCACUUGUCACACCUUCCUUGCUUCAAAUGGUGCGACUACGGUCUAUAAAUGUUGGGGAAGAUCAAAUAAACAAUGAUACUGAGACCACAACAAAUGAGGAUCACAGUUUUACUAGUCAACCAACACCCCAAAAGCCUAUUCGCAAAUCCUUGGCUUUGAAGUCCAACUCGCCCGUUAAGCCUUCUCCUGCUCCACCCACGGUCCCAUCCAUGUGUCUCCAAGAGGCUAUACGAAUGAAGACAGCUGCUAUGUCGUCCAGUGGACUACCCGCAAUGCUCAAUCUACGCUUAUCCUCAACUAGCACUGCUAGUUCACCCGUGCCAUCCCCUAAAACACCAGACGGCUGUGACUUGCAUAAGUCCCCUGCAUCGACAGCCAGUUUUAUAUUCUCCAAAAGCACAAAAAAAGUUAUCAUUGAAACACCUUCUUCACCUGAGGUCCAAGCAAGCCUCAAACAGAGUCUUGCAGCGGAGAUAAUGCAUAUUUCCGACCAAGCCAAGAUGAUGAUUACUAAUGGAACAAAAAAGGCAAUUAAGGUGCCGCCACCUGUUGCUAAGAAACCAGUGCAUGGAACAAAUCCUCCCAACAAGACGGAGAACGUAACUCCGGAUAAGACCGAGAUCUUGACAAAUAAACAAAUAACGAGAGUUGAAGUUAAUGGGCAAAGUGAUCCAGUGCAUCCUGCUGGCCAGCGAGCACAAUCAUUAGGGAGACAAGAGCAACCAAGAAGUACAGAGACUGCAUGUUGAAGAGUCAUGGUGGAUGAGUUGAGUUUUGAUUGGACUGUUUAGUCACAGCCUGGGACAGACAAGAGGACAAAGCAAGUGAUAAAAGCCCAAGUAAGAUUGUGAUCAAGGAUCCAUGGAUACUGCAACUGUCUUAAAAGCCUUAGCCAGAUAAUGGCCUUCAAAUGUAUGCAAAAAGCUUUCUCCCCCAAUCCAUUUUAUUUUAUUUUUUUAAAUAGCUUUAUUACAAACUUUCAAGUAUUUUUCUAAAUGAGUUUCUCUGCUCUGGGAAAAGUCACUUUAAGUUUAUUGUGGACUUUGGAAAGCUAAUGACUGCAAGAUUAAACUGACAUCUAGUGGUCACUAGUGGUAGUAAUCACUGCUUGGUGCAAAAAGAAAAGUCAAAUCCUGUUAAAAAUUUGACAUAUCUAAAUAUGUGCUAGCUUUCAUGAAAGAAGUCGAUCGAUUCUACUAACAAUUUUUAGAAAGGUUUAGUUCUACUGCAAUCAGCUUUCAGCAAAUAUGUAAUGAUACGUGUACAGAACCACCUUUAUGAAUUCUGAAAUAUGCUGACCAUGGCUGAAACAUAUAACAUACAAAACGUUUAUAUAUUCACUUUGCAUUAGAUUAAAGCACUUUGUAAGCUAAAUGCUGCAUUUCUGUUGGAACCAGCAAAUUAGUAAAAGUAUUGACUGAUGGUCCCUCUAAAUUUGAUGUAAAAAUAUACAGUAUAUACAUAUACUUUAGUAACUAUUUACUUCCAAUGGAGUUAAUAGAAUUACAACACUGUUUCUGUUUUAAAAAUAAAUAUUAAAAGAUAUUUAUAGAUUUA